AUGAAGAUUCUCUGUCUCCACGGCUAUGGAACGAAUGCAGAUGUCCUGCGAUAUCAAAUGCGCCGCUUGAGAGAGUCUUGCGACCCGAGCUGGGAAUUUCACUACUUGUCUGGAGAAGAGCCAUGUUCCCCUGCUCCAGGAACCACAGACAACUUCCCGGCGCCCUUCCUGUGCUAUACAAGCCGAUUCGACCCCGAGGGCCAAGCAGCAGCACAUGCCCUCAUUGACGAGGCUAUCGCCGAACAUGGCCCGUUUGAUGGCGCCUUCUGCUUCAGCCAGGGGGCGUCGGUGAUGGUAUCCUUCCUCUUGGAAAGCGUCAGGGCAGACCCCGACCUGCGGCCCCCUUUGAAAUUUCUCAUUCUUUGCUCGCCAACCAUCCCCCUAGCGGAGAGCCCCGACUACUGCCACACCGUGCUGGGCUCGUUGUCCGAUGCCGACCAGGCUCAUCUCCGCUCCGGCCAGGAUGAGCAGAUCAAGCUGCUGCCGGAGCCCGCGCAGCUCCUCACCACCUCCUUGAUUUCCGUUGUGGAUGCGGUCAAACCGAUCACAGGCCAGCCACGCAGCUUCUUUCUUGAUCGGCCUUUGAAUGAGAUUCCAUGCGCCUUGCAUCCUGACCUCUGUCCUGCUCGCCUUUCCCUGCCAGUGCUCUAUACACGAGGCAAAGACGAUCUCAACGGCAUGCCGGAAUGGGUGUCUCUUGUACAAGGCUUCAUCACAUCUUCCAAGCAGCGCGUCUAUGAGCACAGUGGCGGACAUAAUGUGCCCCAGAAACAAGUCGAGGUCCACCAGAUGAUAAGCGCCAUGGAAUGGGUGAUGGCUCAGAGCCUGCUGCCUACAUCCUAG
Penicilliopsis zonata CBS 506.65 is the source of this 843-nucleotide messenger RNA. RefSeq lists its product as hypothetical. NCBI's taxonomy places the organism in Eukaryota, Fungi, Ascomycota, Eurotiomycetes, Eurotiales, Aspergillaceae. The record is from RefSeq and is a predicted model, not a curated record. The transcript is spliced from 2 exons. The coding region runs from base 1 to 843 and encodes 280 amino acids. Gene Ontology annotation, cellular component: cytoplasm; nucleus.